Molecule: messenger RNA, 2451 nt
Organism: Hyphopichia burtonii NRRL Y-1933
Lineage: Eukaryota; Fungi; Ascomycota; Pichiomycetes; Serinales; Debaryomycetaceae
Exons: 2
Coding region: 1-2412 (803 amino acids)
Biological process (GO): transmembrane transport
Cellular component (GO): membrane
Molecular function (GO): sulfate transmembrane transporter activity
Source: RefSeq, a predicted model, not a curated record
AUGUCUGCUAGAAAUACAAACGACCCCCCACGGAGUGGUUCAUCUUCGCAGAUAUCGAAGUCCAGCAAUUCUGAACCAAGUUAUCGAAAGAUAUCUAAUAAACGGGUUAAUACCGAGAGUUCCUCUCUUCUUCGGAGUCAAGCUUCGAACGACAUAAAUGUUUUGGCCGACGCAAAUGGUGAUAAUACCGAUGGCACUCCUCCCACCGAAUAUGAGCCGACAAGAACUAGAACCAUUGAUAAUCUACCUUGGAAUGUGGUUUUACCUUACUAUUUACCAAUACUAUCUUGGGUUCCGGAGUACAACAUAUCUUACUUUUUAGGUGAUUUGGUUGGUGGUAUCUCUUUAGCUACUUUCCAGAUUCCCUUGUGCAUUUCGUACGCUACUUCUUUAGCUCAUGUCCCCAUCACUUGUGGUUUGUUCUCGUUGGGGAUUGCUCCCUUGAUCUAUAUGGUCUUUGGUAGUGUUCCUCAAAUGGUAGUGGGUCCUGAAGCCCCAAUUUCUUUGAUUGUCGGCCAGGCGGUGGAACCAUUAUUACAUCAUGCUAAAAAGAAAAACCUUGACCCAAUUGAGUACGUUGUUGCUAUAACCCUCGUGAGUGGAGCCAGCUUACUUGGAUUCGGGUUAGGUCGAUUUGGAUUCUUAGAUAACGUUUUAAGUGAAUCAUUACUCAAAGGCUUUAUCAGUGGAGUUGGGAUUGUAAUGAUAAUCAAUGCUUCAAUUUCAAUGCUAGGCUUAGAUGAAUUGCUUAAGCAAGUUCGAGGUGAUCCGGAAUUACCAGACAUUCAUUCCCCUUUUGAUAAAUUAACUUUUUUAGUUCAUUAUUUUAAAGAAUUCCAUAAAUUGACUCUUAUCAUUAGUCUUGUUGGCUUUAUUGUUAUAAUGGCUCUUCGUUCGUUUAAAAAACAAGCAACAAAAAGUCAGAACCAUUUAUACCAAAAACUUAUUUACAUUCCUGAGAUAUUAAUUGUCACCUGUCUUGCAACAUGGCUAUCUCAAGUGAAUCGUUGGGAUCAGAAAGGGAUAGAUAUUAUUGGGGAAAUUAAAAAUAGAGAUGACUCAUUCACCUUUUACAAUCCUUUUCUGCAUAACGUUGUGAAGUAUAUUAAAUUUUUGAGUAGCUCUGGAUUUCUAUGUGCAAUGCUAGGUUUUUUCGAAAGUACAACUGCUUCAAAAUCUCUCGGAUCAAUUUAUAAUUUACCAAUCUCUUCCAACCGUGAAUUGGUUGCAUUGGGCUUUAUCAACGUCACCGGAUCAGUAUUUGGUGCACUCCCAGCGUUUGGAGGUUACGGAAGAUCUAAAAUCAACGCAAUUUCAGCUAAAACCACAACCUCGGGUGCUAUAAUGGGUGCCAUUGCACUAGUCACUGCAAACUCGAUCUGCGACUACUUAUAUUUUGUUCCGAAAUGUAUUUUGAGUGUUAUCACUUGUGUUAUUGGGAUUUCAUUAAUUGAUGAAGCACCUUAUGAAUUAUGGUUUCACUGGAAGAGUCGUGGGUACAAUGAAUUGGUAACUUUUGCAAUCACUGUAUUAACCACUGUAUUUUUUUCGAUGGAAACCGGAAUUGCAGUUGGUUUAAUAUACCUGUUGAUUAGAGUAAUCAAACAUUCAGCGGAAUCAAGAAUUCAAAUCUUGGGUAGAUACCCCGGAACAAACACCUUCCUCGAUGCUGAUCUUUCUAGAAACUCCCGUUCGAUUGCACAAGGUAGAAAUUCGCCUAAUCUUGAAAAAAAUCGUCGCAGUCAGUAUAAUGUUUUCACCGAUGAUAAUUUCAGAGAAUUGAAUGUCCAAGCAUUGGAAGAAAUAGAAGGCUGCUUGAUUAUAAAAAUCCCUGAGCCUUUAUCUUUCGUUAAUACAAACGAUUUGAAGACACGUCUCAAACGAGUUGAGAUGUAUGGAUCCACUCGUGCCCACCCGGCCCUGAAAAGAAGUAGAGAUAGCUCAAUGACCAAAUACAUCAUUUUUGAUUUAGAUGGAAUGACAGAAUUGGAUUCUUCAGCUGCCCAAAUCCUCCUUAAACUUUUACAAAACUACGAAGAACGAGGUAUUCGUUCCUUCUUUGUUCGUGUCAUCGAAGACAGACAUCUAAAACAAAGGUUAAUUGCUACUGGUAUAGCAAAACUUUUAACCAGACACUUGGAGCUGAUGAAAUAUUUCGAUUAUCAAGCUUCUUCACCGAACAGACGCUUAAACAGAUUUGAUGCUGGUGAAACUGCCUCCUUGCAGGGAGACGAUAUAGACACCGCUGAUGAUACCUCUUCGUUGGAUCGCUUGAUAGGUGAAUACGAAGAGCCUUAUUUCUCCCAUAUAAGUGACGCGUUGAAAAUUAUCGAUCAUUACGAAGGGCUGAAUAAAGACGACGAGAGUUUGAUCGAACGCGAUUCGGAGUUUGGUGACCACAGCAUGGUUUAAUUUAGCUUCACCUUCGGUAUAGACUUUUACAUAGACAAC